Lucilia cuprina (Australian sheep blowfly) is the source of this 1024-nucleotide messenger RNA. Its product is annotated as steroidogenic acute regulatory protein-like. The record is from RefSeq and is a predicted model, not a curated record. The transcript has 4 exons. The coding region runs from base 1 to 1008 and encodes 335 amino acids. NCBI's taxonomy places the organism in Eukaryota, Metazoa, Arthropoda, Insecta, Diptera, Calliphoridae. Gene Ontology annotation, molecular function: lipid binding.
AUGCUAAACUCACCUAGUGAUAAAAUGACUUUUUCAUCAAUCAUUAAAUUCUUCUUACAGGAUGAUGAAUAUCAUCAAAUGGGAUUGGAUUGCUUACGCAAGGCCUAUGAACUGUUGCAAGUGCCCGAUUGGAAAGUUGAAAAAGUUACCAAAAAGGGUGAUACAAUAAGUAGUAUACAUCGUGAGAAAUUGGGGAAGAUUUACAAAUUAACAGGUCGCCUUAAAUAUCCUGCCAAAGCUUUGUGUAAUGAAUUGUUUUAUAAAAUUGAAGAGGCACCUCAUUGGAAUCCCACUAUGUUGGAAUCAAAGAUUGUGAGAAAAGUAAAUACUUAUACGGACAUUACUUACCAGGCUACGGUAGGUGGUGGAGGUGGCAUGAUUAAAUCCCGUGAUUUUGUAAAUUUACGCUGCUGGCGACUUUUUGUAGAUGGUAAAAUGCGUGAAACCUAUGUGGAAAGCGAUUCUUCGGAGGACGAAGAAAUGCUCAAUAACUCCUGUGAGGGUAGUGUUUCUACAAUAUCCGAUGCCGAUGAAGGCGCUCAAUCCAGCAGUGUGGGUAGUUGUAAGAAUAGUACUAGCAUGACUCUACAUAAGGAUAAUGUGGCCGCUUUUCAGACAUUAAGCAAAAGUCUGGGCGCAAAGGAUUUCAGUGAAGCUAUGCGUAUUAAUUUCAGUGAACCACCUCCUUUAGAUGAUGAAUUUGAAGAUGCUAAAGAUCAUGUUGAAGAUGAAGAACAAACAAAAAACUCACAGAGCACACAAUCACCUUUAAAAGGUUUCAAUGCCAAGGGCCGGGUGUGGUUAAGUGCUGCGUUAAGUGUGGAUUAUGAUAGAGUGCCAGCGAAUACGAAAUAUAUAAGAGGUGAAAAUUUGGUUGCUGGAUUUGCUAUGCAUGAAAUAGAGGGUAAAACCGAUGCCUGUAUAUUUGAGUGGAUUUUGUGUUUAGAUUUGAAAGGCUAUAUACCACGUUAUGUAUUAGAUACUGUAAGUAUUUUCACUAAAAAUUAAUUCCAGUGCUUAUUUA